UUCGUACACAAUUUUAAGUUUUUAACCAAAGCGAAUGCAUAUAAUGGAUCAAUUAGUGCUCUCAUGGAGCAUCAAACCUCCUCUAAUAUCACCAUCACGUGCUCAGCUUAUGACCACGCUCAAGAAGCCUUAUGUCUUGUCUUUUUCGCCGUCGUUGAGAUUAGGUAGUAGUGUGAAGGUGUUUGCAACGGCGUCUAGAAGGGUGAAGCUGAUUGAUCCGGAGGGAGAGGAGAAGGAGAUCGAAGUAAACGAAGAUAGUUGCAUACUUGAAUCCGCGGAGAACGCGGGGAUGGAACUGCCAUACUCUUGUAGGUCAGGGACGUGUGGGACUUGUUGCGGGAAGAUAGUGUCCGGGAAAGUGGAUCAGUCACUAGGUUCUUUCCUCGAUGAAGAGCAAAUCCAGAAGGGUUACGUCCUCACGUGCAUCGCUCAACCACUAGAGUACUGUGUCGUCUACACCCACAAGCAAACCGAUCUCUACUGAGUCACACACUAUGACAUAUUGGUCCUCAAUAUAAAGGCCCGUUUGUUAAAGCCCACAAAGAAAUGGAAUAAUAUGGGGUUUUGUCCAGUUGCACAUAUGGAUGAAUACCGUUGGACUUUUAUUUAAAUAUCUUCUGUGUGUGA
This is a messenger RNA of Brassica napus (rape), 627 nucleotides long. RefSeq names its product probable ferredoxin-4, chloroplastic. The record is from RefSeq and is a predicted model, not a curated record. NCBI's taxonomy places the organism in Eukaryota, Viridiplantae, Streptophyta, Magnoliopsida, Brassicales, Brassicaceae. Gene Ontology annotation, cellular component: plastid. The transcript has a single exon. Gene Ontology annotation, biological process: electron transport chain. Gene Ontology annotation, molecular function: electron transfer activity; 2 iron, 2 sulfur cluster binding. The coding region runs from base 35 to 484 and encodes 149 amino acids.